UACACGAGGUUCAGGAGAAGUGUAAGGUCAUCGACACAUCGAUCUUGUUGCUGUAGUCACCGAUCUCGAUCUCUACGCAGGAGGCUGCCGGGCGUUUUUUUCUUUUGCGCAGGUGGGGGACUACAACCCCGAGGACCAGCGAGACAUCGCGCCGCACCCGUCCUCCGGGAUGAGGGAGGAGAGCCGGAUCAGGACGCACGAGUCGGUGGACAACUACCAAAAGUCUGUGCUCGCAACGAUUCAUGGGACAGGGCACACUCGCUGUACGAGAUGGGGUGCAAGCCGCCCAAGAAGCUUCUGAAACUUGUGCGCCUGACGCGCUCCGCUGGGAUCCGCAAGAAUCAGUUUCAGUUUGGUGAGGUGAUCAUUGGGCGGUCUGGCAUGCUUGUGGAGUUCAUGACGACGCGCCUGGAGGUACCUUGGCGAGCAGCUCGCAUUCACGGUGGAGAACGUGAGGAAGUUGAACUAGACGAAGCCCGAGUUCGUUCACGUUUCCGCGGACGAGGGGCGCUACCCGACGUCCGUGAGCAUAUGUCUGGAUAUUUGACGCGGGCUCUGAUUGACGGCGAGAUGGAGUCAAAGAAAGGGCCGCAGUUUUGGGUGGACAAAGUAAAGGAGUACUUCGGCAUUGACACGAGCAGCCACGAUAACUUUGAGUGCAUGCAGGAUAUGCAAUGUCCGGGUUAUGGAUACGAAGGGUUCCUUGGGUACACAACCUGGUUUAUCUUUACCGCACAGCUGAUGAAGAUUAUCCCGAAGGAAAUCGGAGACCACAAUGUGAGCAAGUGUAUCCUCAACAACGAUAUGGCGCUAAUCGUGGAGCAGCAGCGCUGGACGGUGGAGAACAAGGGGUACAUGUAUCCGACGAUGAUGGACGUUGCUGUGAAGGUGAUGGUCGCGCCACCAACGAGGAAGUACUUUUGCGCGCCUGGAGUGUCGCUACCUGUGCAACAGGGCCUAGGCGAGAAUGUGUGCCUGCUAGCCAUGUGCUGUGCUGCUGAUGGCGAUACUGUGCGUGGCGAAUGCUUCCCUCCUUUCCCUGAUCUCCGGGCUUUCCAUGUGACUGUCGUGCUUGCUCUCUCGCUCUUUGCUUGGCAUUCAUGCCUGUGUAGCGGGCGUGCAGUUUCUGCUGUGCACCGUGUAAGUGUGUGGGGUGCCACACGCGUUUGUGUGGGGCGCAGGCAUGUCUUGCCUGGCUGCCACUGUGUGUAUGUUGCUCUGUGUGUGCAUGACUGA
This is a messenger RNA of Leishmania braziliensis MHOM/BR/75/M2904, 1236 nucleotides long. NCBI's taxonomy places the organism in Eukaryota, Euglenozoa, Kinetoplastea, Trypanosomatida, Trypanosomatidae. The record is from the annotation of a RefSeq genome assembly.